Molecule: messenger RNA, 609 nt
Organism: Miscanthus lutarioriparius
Lineage: Eukaryota; Viridiplantae; Streptophyta; Magnoliopsida; Poales; Poaceae
Source: the annotation of a GenBank genome assembly
AUGAAGGUUACACCAUUGAAUUCUUGUGCAAGGAUACGAUUUUUCACCAACUUAGCUUGCAGGUGUUUCCAUAUUAUUGUCAUGAUAUUUAUCGGAGCUGUCUGUAAUAAGAUAACGCAGUUUGAACUUUUAACUGAUUCUCAUCUUUAUUUCUUUGCCAAACUGAUUGGGAAGGGUUGGAGACCAGCUAUUCCUGUUAAGCAGGUUCUGAUCGGGAUCCAGGACUUGCUAGAUCAGCCAAAUCCUGCUGACCCUGCUCGCUAUAUCACCUUUUUAUCCAGGAUCCUACAGAAUAUAAGAGGCGUGUUAGACUGCAAGCGAAGCAGUAUCCCGCUUUGGUCUGAGAACUUCGCCCUAUUUUCUUCGUCCAUGUUGUCACCAGCAGCAUCACUCCUGGGAACCAAACAGAUCGACUCGCUGCUUGAAUUCAAGAGGGCGAUUGGUUUGGACCCACAGCAAGCAUUGGUUUCUUGGAAUGACAGCACUCAUUUCUGCAAUUGGGAAGGUGUCAUGUGCAAGACGAGGAGCCGUCGUGUCACUAAUUUUAACCUUGCAAAUCUGAGGUUUAGACGGGCAAAUAUCUGCUUCACUUGGAAACCUAACAUUUGA